This is a messenger RNA of Colletotrichum destructivum, 2202 nucleotides long. Its product is annotated as Putative DNA repair protein Rad52/59/22. The transcript has 3 exons. The record is from RefSeq and is a predicted model, not a curated record. Lineage: Eukaryota; Fungi; Ascomycota; Sordariomycetes; Glomerellales; Glomerellaceae. Gene Ontology annotation, biological process: double-strand break repair via single-strand annealing; mitotic recombination; double-strand break repair via homologous recombination. Gene Ontology annotation, cellular component: nucleus. The coding region runs from base 168 to 1694 and encodes 508 amino acids.
CAUCGGCCUGCGCAUCAUCCUUACACAGUGGGAGCCUGCCCGCACCUAAUUAAUCGACUCUCAACAUCCGCACCUCCGCCUUCGAGGCCUAUGCUCUGUUUCUCAACCUCGACUCAGGCAACAUAUAUCCCGGCGGGGCAGAAAACAGAGACAUUCCAUCAGACAAGAUGCCCGCCCCGGGCGAUCAACACGGUAUCAUCGCCAAUCCUUUCGAGGAGCCGCAGAAGCGGAUGAGCGAAUACACAGCCCAAGAAAUCGCUACAUUGCAAAGCCGUCUCGAGAAACAGCUUGGCCCCGAGUACAUCUCCGCACGCGCCGGGCCAUCGGGCCAGAAGGUUCACUACAUCGCCGCCGAGAAGUGCAUCGCCCUCGCGAACGAGGUCUUCGGCUUCAAUGGCUGGUCCUCGUCCAUCCAGAACAUCCAGGUCGACUUCGUCGACGAGCACCCGCAAACCAUGAAGAUCAGCCUGGGUCUGUCCGUCAUCGUCCGCGUGACUCUGCGCGACGGCACCUUUCACGAGGACAUAGGCUACGGCCACAUCGAGAAUUGCAAAGGCAAGGCGGCCGCCUUCGAAAAGGCCAAGAAGGAGGGCACCACUGACGCCCUGAAGAGAGCUCUGAGAAACUUUGGCAACGUGCUGGGCAAUUGCAUCUACGACAAGGACUACCUCUCCAAGGUGACCAAGAUGAAGGUCGCCCCAACAAAAUUCAACGAGACCGAGCUGCACAGACACUCUGAUUUCGCUAUUAAGAAAGAGGAGGGGAAAGCUCUUCCGCCGCCACCGGUCAAGCUAGAGACGGCCGAGUCGAUUGAGGAUCUCCUUGAAGACUUUGAUGAAGCAGACUUUGCCGUUGUCGAGAGCGACCAUCCGGAUGAGGUUGUGCUUCCUCCAGUAGCAAAUGGCGUUUCCAACGAUAGAGCCGGGAGUGUUGCGCCAGCACCCGUCCCGAACCACAUGCAAGCUCCCUCUCGGCAAAUGGGCAGAAGCACAUCUACAGGAAGCCUACGAGCACCUCAGACGCCAAACCAAGCACAAUCACGACAAGGCCCUCCAACCGGCUACAGCAACCGGCCACAAGCACCAAACCAACCUCGCGCACCCACAAACCCCUUAGCCCCAUCCGCGCCGUCGGCGCCUCAAGCCAAUGGGAAUAUGACCACGCCAGGGCAAGCAGGCAACGCCGCCGAGCCUGUUGGCUUCUUCUCCGCACGUGCUGUACAGCAAAUUCCAGAAUCUGCUCUGCAGGGGAACAACGCUGACGCGCCUCUUCUCCUGCCAGCCGGGCAACAAGCCUUCAAUCCAAAGGCAGAGAGCCCAUCCAUACGAAAGACCCCCGGCAUAGAUCAUUCAGUCUCGAAGCCCCUUGCUAGAUCUGGUCAGCACGUUCCGCCAACCCCGUCGCAGCAGCCGUCCGCAUCGGGCUUCACGCCGGUCAGACCGGGCAACGCCGGCCCCGGAGGGGGAACCGGGGCGCCGCACCUGCAGCUCAGCCAGAGUCGACGGAUCGGGGCUCCCGGGGGCGCUGGUAGUCCUUUGGCCAACCGGGGUUCCUAUCGGCCGCCAAGCAUGAAGCGCCCGCUGCAGCAAGACGGUGCCGGAAGGCCAGCGCUGGUUGAUGUGUCAAACAAUGGGGCGGCGGGCAACGCCCCUGGCGGCGUGGGGGUAGAUCCAAAACGUCAGAAGAUGACAUGAUUGCAAAUUCUAGCAUGUUCAGCGUUGCUGAGAAAAAUUGCGUUUUGGCCUGGAGCUCUGGAGUCUGGUUUUCAUCGGGUAUGGGGUUACAUAUAUGUGCGGGAGUUUUGGCCGGGUCGGUAAAGGCAUGCCGAGCCAUGGCGGCUCAGCCUAGGUUGUGGAAUGUAACGAACAGCUUUUUUCCCUUUGAUUGAAAGGGCUUAUGGCGCUAUAACACGUUCUGCCGCAAUGGAGCUACUUCCUGCUCACUGCGAAAAUCACCCAAAAUGUUUCUGAUGUUGUUUGCCGCACAUAUCCUUGGGCACGUAUAUGGAAAACUUAUGAGUCAAGUCCAGGAUACGAGUUCUCGCCGCAAGUUGGUCCGUAGACUGGACCAUCAUUGACAACCUGCUUUUGAUGAACUUUGAUUUUCAUGAGUAAUAAUACUGUUACCAUACUAUUCUCUCAAGUCGAGGUGUGUUGUGUUACCCAAGAAACUCCUCGUCGGCUCUCACAGCCACAACAUAGC